AUUUUUUGUAUUUAAACAUUAUUCCAAAAACUAUCCCACCAUACAUUUAUGCGCAUGCAACCCAGACUACAUGAAUAAAAAUAUUUUGACAACGUGCUUUUGUGAGGUUAAGAAACGAUUGUCAAACUGUAAAAAUGCCCAAAAUAAAACAAUUGGAGAAAUGCAAACACCCCAACAGCAGAAAAACAAAGGCGUUAGCCAAGCAGAUGAAAAAGCAAAGUGUGAAAGACAAGAAUAAACACUUGGGCAACAUUAAGUUAAACAUAUUAGGUGAAAAGCUGCUUUGGUUCAGAGACCAUUUAAACCCAGAAUGGACUUGUUGUACACCUAAUCAAGUUCAUGAACUAAUUCAGAGUUACAUAGAUCGAUUCAAUGAAGAGUUGGAGCAAAUUAAACUAAAACAUUCUAUAGGAAAUCGUAAAAACCGACAACAUGCAAGUAGGCAAGAUAUAAUCAAUCUUUCCAUUAAAAGAGAAACAGAGGAGUUUAAUACUUGUGGCAUAGAAAUACCAGACUUGUUAGAUGUGGAACAGUUUAACCGUUUGAAAGAAUGGAAUGGAGAAUUAAGGUUUUUACAAAAUUUUAAAUUGAGGCGAUUUAGUAAAAAUAUUCUAAAGGAAGAAAACAAAAAGUUACCAAAAACUAAUCAAACCAAUCCUCCUGAAAUGGAUGUUGACAGUUAAUAUACAAUUUGGUAAA
This is a messenger RNA of Aethina tumida (small hive beetle), 699 nucleotides long. Its product is annotated as translation machinery-associated protein 16 homolog. The record is from RefSeq and is a predicted model, not a curated record. Gene Ontology annotation, cellular component: nucleus. The coding region runs from base 135 to 683 and encodes 182 amino acids. The transcript is spliced from 5 exons. NCBI's taxonomy places the organism in Eukaryota, Metazoa, Arthropoda, Insecta, Coleoptera, Nitidulidae.